GAGACAUAAACAUAAAUUCUUCCUUGUUGUCACUGAGAGUCCGAGGUUGAAGUUUGAGAUCUCAACCUGUGGUUUGAUGAUACUGGAUGUUGUGUAAAAACACUUAAUUUUAAGAUGUGGUUGUACAUUUUGUUCGGCCUUAACUUCAUCACCAUGGUGCCGGGGUAUUCAGAUCGUCCCUUCCCACAGUCGUGCGGGUCAAUGUUACCCGUGCAUGUGGGGGGAGAGGGACUAGCUUCUCCUCAGACCACUGAACCACCGUUUGAGAUACAGUACGAACAAGGCAACGAUGACGAGCCAAUAACAGUUAUUCUUAAAAGCAAACAUGCCACAGGAUUCCAGGGAUUUAUGUUGGAGGCCCGGGAGAGAGGGAAGGUGGACGAAGGAGUGCCUGUUGGCAAAUUUAUAAUACUUGAAAUGAGUAACACGCAACUCAUGAAAUGCUAUGGGUCAGCAGACUCGUCUGUUACUCAAGCAAACAGUCGAAAAAAGACUUUGAUAAAAGUUAACUGGACAGCACAGGGAGCUGAUCUUGACAUUGCUUUCAGAGCCACAUUUGUUCAGUCUUUUGUUAUAUUCUGGGACCGAGUGGAUGUGAAUGUCACUGCAAGUAAUGAGUUGAGUACUCCAUUGCCAAGUCAUGCUUCAAGUACCACAGGAUCACAUACUGGAACAAGUACUACAAACAUGACUACUACAACAAAUAAUAAUGCAAGCUGGCAACACUCACUGACUCCGGAGGAAGGAUGUAUUAUGUUGAUGUGCACCAACUGUUUUGUUGAGAUAUUGAUUAUGCUGGUCACCCUCCUCAACGGCUACAUCUGUCUUGCUAUAGAUAAGUGGUUUAACAUAUCGAGCAGUGUGUUUUGUGCAGGACUUGAAAUAGCAGCCUGGUUCUUGAUUUUUGAUGGGGAUUUUUGUGAUGUCACUCUCACAGCUCUUGUGUGUGUGGUGACAGUGAUAAACUCAAUAGAGCUCAUAAUCGCCACCCUGCCAUUAAUAUUGGACUUACAAAAAUGGAAAUGUGACAUUGCUGUGACAGUGUGUUCUCUACUCCAGGUGAUUUUAACAAUUGCCAUCAUGUAUGUUGGUGUUUUGAAGCUUGACGGCUGUGGGCCGACCAGGAUGGUGACUUGGUCUCUGAUAGUGUUGAUCAUAUACACACUGUGGACUUACCCGUUCGUUGUCGCGGCUAUCAUAUUCAGAAAAACAAUACUGAGGAAACUUGAAAAAUUGGAACAAAAUGACGAGUGGAACAACUGUGCAGCUAUGAUGAGAGUUAUUCUUGUUCCUUUGAUCAUCGUCGUUGGAACCAUUUCCUUCACUGUAGCUAUCAUGGUCGGGAUAGCUACGUGUUAGAAAAAAAGAUCCCAGAUAUACCCGAAAAUCUGAACCUAAUUAUAUUAGGUUUACACAUACAAGGAAUGUGUUUUGGUAAGAAGCAUGAAAGUUAAAAACAUAAAAUUGGGGAACAGUAAACAAGUUUAAUAAACUUUCUGUUUUAUGCAUUUUAUAUCUAUUUUGUCACAAGUUUUGGGGUUUUCUACUAAAAAUACAAAUGUUGGCUUUUGUAAAGGUCAUAAAAAUGAAUGUUGAUCAUGUGAAAGUGUUUUCAUGGGUGGUUCCUCUGGAAAUUAAAAUACAGAACAUUUAUAAAUAACUUGUUACAUAUUCUCAUAUUAUUUAUCACAUUCUUAGAGUUUUCCAGUCCGUUCAACACCAUCCAGCCAGUUCUUAUGAUGGAUAUUUUACUCCACAUCUUAUAUUCAUAGUCAUUUUCCUAACUUUACCUUUGCAAUCAACUACUAUACGCUUGUCUCUUAUGUUGUAUUUAGUCUUUUGUUUUACGCUCUAUGUGUAAUGCCCUUGACAUGCUGCUGUAAUGUAAUAAUUUCUCGAUAAAAGGAAAGAAAGUGUCACAGGGAAGUAAUAGUAUGAUAUGCUUUAAUCUGCCAGUAACCCAUCUGUUCAACCCCUUCAACAUCACAGCUAAUUAUUAUCUGUGCCUGCAUUUGGGGGUUAUGUUAAAUUUAAAUUUAAAUGUAAGUAAAAUAUUUCCUCGGGAAAGUAGAUCCACAGUUUUACAUAGCUAUCUGUUAAUUAAUGUAGAAAAGUUUGUCUCAACACAAAGCUCAAUGUCAUGCAGAAAAGCAGGAACUUGAUCUGGGUGCAUGAAGACAAUAUCUAAGAUACAAGAAAGAAAACUAGAAUUGUAAUCUUCUACAUGCUGUUCAACUUUAAAUGCAUUGCUGGUGAUAUUGCAUUAUUUUCAUUUUUAACAUCUUCCUCUGAUGAAGCCCUGAAUUAUAACAACUUUAUCUCACUUCAUUCAUUGUUCUGGACCCACUACAAUUAAAAAGAGGUCACUGGUAA
This is a messenger RNA of Limanda limanda (common dab), 2373 nucleotides long. RefSeq names its product ferric-chelate reductase 1-like. Gene Ontology annotation, molecular function: oxidoreductase activity, acting on metal ions. Bases 115 to 1359 code for a protein of 414 amino acids. The record is from RefSeq and is a predicted model, not a curated record. The transcript is spliced from 13 exons. NCBI's taxonomy places the organism in Eukaryota, Metazoa, Chordata, Actinopteri, Pleuronectiformes, Pleuronectidae.